Molecule: messenger RNA, 1751 nt
Organism: Clupea harengus (Atlantic herring)
Lineage: Eukaryota; Metazoa; Chordata; Actinopteri; Clupeiformes; Clupeidae
Product: zinc finger protein OZF-like
Exons: 3
Biological process (GO): regulation of transcription by RNA polymerase II
Cellular component (GO): nucleus
Molecular function (GO): DNA-binding transcription factor activity, RNA polymerase II-specific; RNA polymerase II cis-regulatory region sequence-specific DNA binding
Source: RefSeq, a predicted model, not a curated record
UCUACAAACUCACAAAGAAGAGUACAGCACUGAGGAAGCCAUACCCCUGCUCUGAGUGUGGGAAGACUUUCACUACAUCUGGCAAUCUUAAAAGACACCAGAGAGUACACGCUAGAGAGAAGCCAUACCCCUGCUCUGAGUGUGGGAAGACUUUCACUACAUCUGUCCAUCUUCAAAGUCACCAGAGAGUACACACUGGAGAGAAGCUGUAUCCCUGCUUUGAGUGUGGGAAGACUUUCACUACAUCUGGCAAUCUUCAAACUCACCAGAGAGUACAUACUGGAGAGAAGCCAUAUCCCUGCUCCGAAUGUGGAAAGUGUUUUUCCCAGUCUAGCCAACUUAAAAUCCACCAGCGACGACACCACACUGGAGAGAAGCCAUAUCCCUGCUCCGAAUGUGGAAAGUGUUUUGCCCAGUCUAGCGACCUUAAACCUCACCAGCGACGACACCACACUGGAGAAAAGCCAUAUCCCUGCUCUGAAUGUGGAAAGAGUUUUACCACGUCCAGCGAACUUAAAACCCACCAGCAACGACACCACACUGGAGAGAAGCCAUAUCCCUGCUCCAAAUGUGGAAAGUGUUUUACCCGGUCUAGUCAACUUAAAAUUCACCAGCAACGUCAUAAUGGUGAGAAGCCAUACCCCUGCUCUGAGUGUGGGAAGACUUUCACUACAUCUUGCAAUCUUAAAAGACACCAGAGAGUACAUACUGGAGAGAAACCAUAUCCCUGCUCUGAGUGUGGGAAGACUUUCACUACAUCUGGCAAUCUUCAAAGUCACCAGAGAGUACACACUGGAGAGAAGCCGUAUCCCUGCUCUGAGUGUGGGAAGACUUUCACUACAUCUGGCAGUCUUCAAACUCACCAGAGAGUACAUACUGGAGAGAAGCCAUAUCCCUGCUCCGAAUGUGGAAAGUGUUUUUCCCAGUCUAGCGAACUUAAAAUCCACCAGCGACGACACCACACUGGAGAGAAGCCAUAUCCCUGCUCCGAAUGUGGAAAGUGUUUUUCCCAGUCUAGCGAACUUAAACCUCACCAGCGACGACACCACACUGGAGAAAAGCCAUAUCCCUGCUCUGAAUGUGGAAAGUGUUUUACCAUGUCCAGCGAACUUAAAACCCACCAGCGACGACACCACACUGGAGAGAAGCCAUAUCCCUGCUCCAAAUGUGGAAAGUGUUUUACCCGGUCUAGUCAACUUAAAAUUCACCAGCAACGUCAUAAUGUUCCAGGAGCCCCUGUCCGACCAUCUCCUUCGGCAGAGUCUCCUGUUCCUCCCAAGGACCCCUCAACACUGCAAGUACCAUUGAAGGUUCUGAUACUACAGCUGGUGGACUGCCGCCAUGUACUGGGACGGAAUAGCACAUUGACACUACUGGGAAGAAAAGAACCGAGGCCGUAGUGAUGACCAUCCAUUAGCAUCAAAUAUGUAUCCCAAGUCCCCUUCAAGGAAAGAUGAAGCUUAAAAAACGAGAAAAACUACAGAGGGGAAAUAUGCACAAAUUGAAAUAUGCACACACAUUAAGGGGAUUGGUGAACUUUAUCUCUGCAGUUUUAGUUUCUAUCUUAUGCAUUUCAUGUAUUCUAUUUUUUAACACUUUAUGCACUCUAUCACAGUUUUACGUUUGUUUUAUGUGAAUCACUGUGCAUAUAAUGUCUUUGUGUACUUAAUUUCUUUGGUGUUAAGAACUUUGAGCUGCAUUUUUUUGUACGAUAGGUGCUAUACAAAUAAAGUUUUGUAUUAUUAUUAUUA